Molecule: messenger RNA, 1026 nt
Organism: Ilex paraguariensis (yerba mate)
Lineage: Eukaryota; Viridiplantae; Streptophyta; Magnoliopsida; Aquifoliales; Aquifoliaceae
Source: the annotation of a GenBank genome assembly
UCGUGGCAAUGAUGAAGUGAUGGCAAGGGGAACUUUUGCCAACAUCCGGCUUGUUAACAAGCUAUUAAAUGGGGAAGUAGGCGCAAAGACAGUUCACAUUCCCACAGGGGAGAAACUCUAUGUCUUUGAUGCUGCAAUGAGGUACAAGGCUGCUGGGCAGGAAACUAUUAUCUUGGCUGGAGCAGAGUAUGGAAGUGGAAGCUCUCGAGACUGGGCUGCCAAGGGCCCAAUGUUAUUGGGAGUUAAAGCGGUGAUCUCAAAAAGCUUUGAAAGGAUUCAUCGCAGUAAUUUGGUAGGAAUGGGUAUUAUUCCACUUUGUUUCAAGUCCGGUGAGGAUGCGGACACACUAGGAUUGACGGGUCAUGAGCGAUAUACCAUUGACCUCCCAAGCAAAAUUAGUGAGAUCCGGCCUGGCCAAGAUGUCACCGUCAACACCGACUCUGGAAAAUCUUUCACUUGCACCGCCCGCUUUGACACCGAGGUGGAGUUGGCUUAUUUCAAUAAUGGUGGCAUUCUUCCAUACGUUAUUCGCCAGCUGAUUACACAGUGAGUGGCUCGGGCCUCAUUCCAUUUGAGCUUUUCAAAUUGUAAAACUUGAAAGGAGAAUAAAAGUUUCCACAAUAUUAAUACCCCUUGUAAGGGACAGGAAUAUUGAGAUUUCUUUCCUCGCAACAAACGGAACAACAAUUUUUUGUAAUAAGGUUCUUUCACUUCACCGAUGAUUACCUGCUUUACUAUGUGACUUUUUAUCCUUGGACAGCUGAAGAUUUAUCCCAUGAGCGAGUAAAAAUGCGACAUUAUUAUUUUCGCAUAUAAGGUAGCGGAUGGUGGGUGUUUAAAGUAAGAAAAUUCUCAGUCUUAAUUGUUAUUCUUUGUACUUAUGUUUGUAGGCUUACAUAAAAUGUUAAACAUAGACGUGUUUAGCUUAGAAUCUGUUUAUUCAAUUGUGAAAUUCUGUUUCCUAAGUUUUAAUUAUGUUGUAAAUCAAAUCUUCUGUGAGCUGUGAAAAUGAGGAUCAAACUGUUU